ACCGUACCUCUACGCUGGAUACACUGGAACCUUUGGAACCACUAUACACGACGCCAUUGACAGAUUUCCUUCAAAAGUCUACUCGAGUCAAUUCAGGUCAAGUCGACGCGUCGUCAGGUCACCCAUCCACCCAUCCACCCUCAUUCGUCAUCAAAACUCAAUGUCCUUGUCCCUUGUUUCAUCGACAUUGUCUGCUCCACAUUGAUCAAAUAUUCACAUGUUGAUUACGGAGUACUUGUCGGGAGCAGUUAUCGGCUUACCGUAAGAACCAAACACGCUGCGCACGCUUUCCACACUCAUCAUCAACCUUGAAGUGCCACGAGUACUUGUUGCUCUUCUCUUUCGGUGCUUACAUGUCAUUAUUUCCCCCGGUCGACGCUAUAUCACAAGUGGAAUCCUUUCGUCGACCCUCUCUCCCCUCGAUUCCAUCUCACUCCACACCAUAUGUUCCCGCAUUCACAUACGCUACUCCUGCAUAGGACUAUUUACUGGAGCCCAACCACGAGUUUUGCUUCAUCUUUCGCCAACUAUUCUUCGCAUCACUCCUUCACUAAUCAACACACCAUAUCCAUCUAUCUCGCUGAGGGCUGGCCUUCUUUCUCCAAGGGAUUUCUACACCAUCUAUUCGACUGACAUGAAACACUGCUUGCAUUUGAGUCCACCCACUUCUCCAUUCUGGUAAUCUAUCGAUUGUAUCCUAUUCACUCAAUAGCCGAUUGCCGGACACGUGGCAGACCUCCACCACUUGGAUACCACCACCACCAUAUCAAUAGUACAAAAUACAUCGAAUGAGUUCUCAACGACAACAACCACCUUCAUUCCCCCCAUCUACACCAUGAUCCACAUAAAACGCAGCUUCGUUUUACUGGGAUCCAUAUCAAUCAUCAUCAUUAUCCUCGGCUACUAUAAAACCGCCACAUCAUUACUGACCGUCCGAUCACUCCGGACCAAAGUCCCUCAAGUCAUUGGUCUGGGCGACUAUUUCAACAACGAAGAAGACCAAUAUGGAUUUGAGCGACCUACCAAUCCACCUCUCCUCCCGACCCCCGCUCACGGCGGUGGACAAGGAGGAGCCCGGCCAGGAGGCCUCUUCAACCAUUCCAACACCAAUCCCCUAGGCCCAUACAUCACCCCAGGGACCCCCUCUCCCCAUCAUCAUCACCAACAACAAAACCACACCCGCAACCUCAUUAUGGCACGCACCCUCAAAGAAAACGUCACCUGGCUCGACCAAGUCGACCUAGGCCCCUCACCACCCACACGAAUAAUCUACGUCGCCGACGACCCCACCGCCGAAUUCCACCCACCUGUCAACAAAGGCCACGAAGUCAUGGUCUACCUGACCUACAUCCUCGACUUCUACGACAAUCUCGCCGACGUCAAUAUCUUCAUGCACUCACACCGUUUGGCAUGGCACAACGACGACCUUCUCAACUUCGACGCCGGCGAAAUGAUCAAACGUCUCUCCACGGAACGUGUCCUUCGCGAAGGAUACAUGAAUCUCCGCUGUCACUGGAAGCCCGGUUGUCCCGACUGGAUCCACCCGGGAAAAAUCGAACCUGAUAAACAAAAACUCGAACAAUCCAUGAUCGCCGAAGCGUGGGCAGAGAUCUUCCCCGGAAAACCCAUUCCGCAAGUCCUGGCCCAACCGUGUUGUUCGCAAUUCGCUUUGUCGAGGGAACGAAUCCAGCGGAUUUCCAAGGAUGAGUAUGAACAUUAUCGUAAUUGGAUGCGGAAGUCGCCGAUUCGAGAUACCAUGUCCGGGAGGAUCUUUGAAUAUAUUUGGCAGGUUAUCUUUGCCGACACGGCCAUCAAUUGUCCGAAUCAACGGACUUGUUACUGUGAUGGGUUUGGUGUGUGUUUCAAGGAUGAAGCGGCGUUUGACAAGUGGUUUGAAUUACGCUACCAGAAACGUGUCCAUGAACAGGCCUUGAAGGAGUGGCAGCAAAAAGCGGAUAAAAUCGAACAAUUUCGCAUUGUUGACGAUAAGUCUGGUGGAGCCAAAUCCGGAUCUGGGUCUAGAUCUAUGCUCGAUCUAUCUACUUGGAGAUGGAAACCCGAUGUCGAGAUCGGCGACCUGGACAUCCCCGAACCGGGUAAAGACGCUGAACUCAGGACUCUGAUCCGAGAGCUAGAUGCAGAUCUCGAGUAUCGUCGCUUGAAUGCAAUCAAGGCUGGCACGGAUCCGAGAGUCAGAGCGGAAAGUGCCGGGAGGGUUUGGAAAGAAGGAGAUGGGUUUUGAUUUGGAGAAACAAACAUGACAUGAACUCGGAUACCCAGAAACUAGAAUAUUUAUAUCGCCAUAUAACUGCAACUAUGAUCAUCACAGCAUCCACAACCACAACCACCACUGUCACCAACACUGUCACAACCAGUUUUCAUGCAUAUAUAUCCUCGGACGCAAUGUAUAGACGCCAUUUUCAAGAGAAGCAUAUUAUUCGGCGGUUGGAAACUAUCUCACUUUGGUCAAUUAUCCAUGUCAUGUGGGACUGUAUGACUUCCAUGUUAAGUCACAUAUAUAUAGAAGAGCCUCUAUAAUUCACCAGUCCAUACAC
Exophiala mesophila is the source of this 2555-nucleotide messenger RNA. RefSeq lists its product as uncharacterized. The transcript has a single exon. Lineage: Eukaryota; Fungi; Ascomycota; Eurotiomycetes; Chaetothyriales; Herpotrichiellaceae. Bases 836 to 2242 code for a protein of 468 amino acids. The record is from RefSeq and is a predicted model, not a curated record.